CCUCGCGCCCCGCGCCCGCCGUCCGCCUCCCGCCCGCUCGCCCUUGCACGCGCGCCCACACUCACACGCGCGCGUUCAAACUCACACUCGCGCGCUCGCAGCCCCUCGCGCUCACAAGCGCACUGUCACGCGCACCCACUCUCACUCCGACGCGCUCACCCUCGCACACGCGCGCUCACACACCACUCCAGCCCGCUUGACCUGCAGAGGCGCAGGCACCGUCGGCCAGUCAGCCGAGGGGACCCACGGCCUUCCCAUGGCUGACCUGAGCUUCAUCGAAGAUUCCGUCGCCUUCCCGGAGAAGGAGGAGGAUGAGGAAGAAGAGGAAGAGGGUGUGGAGUGGGGCUACGAAGAAGGUGUCGAGUGGGGCUUGGUGUUUCCUGAUGCUAACGGGGAAUACCAGUCUCCCAUUAACCUAAACUCAAGAGAAGCUAGAUAUGACCCCUCUCUGCUGGAUGUCCGCCUCUCACCCAAUUAUGUGGUCUGCCGAGACUGUGAAGUCACCAAUGAUGGACACACCAUUCAGGUUAUCCUGAAGUCAAAAUCAGUUCUAUUGGGAGGUCCAUUGCCUCAAGGGCACGAAUUUGAACUGUAUGAAGUUAGAUUUCACUGGGGAAGAGAAAACCAGCGUGGUUCUGAGCACACGGUUAAUUUCAAAGCUUUUCCCAUGGAGCUCCAUCUGAUCCACUGGAACUCCACCCUGUUCAGCAGUAUUGAUGAGGCUGUUGGGAAGCCCCAUGGGAUCGCCAUCAUUGCUUUGUUUGUUCAGAUAGGAAAAGAGCACGCAGGCCUGAAGGCUGUGACUGAAAUCCUCCAGGAUAUUCAGUAUAAGGGGAAGUCCAAAACCAUACCCUGCUUUAAUCCUAACACUUUAUUACCAGACCCCCUGCUGCGUGAUUAUUGGGUGUACGAAGGCUCUCUUACUAUUCCGCCUUGCAGUGAAGGUGUUACUUGGAUAUUAUUCCGAUACCCUUUAACUAUAUCCCAGCUACAGAUUGAAGAAUUUCGAAGGCUGAGGACACACGUUAAGGGGGCAGAACUUGUGGAAGGCUGUGAUGGGAUUCUUGGGGACAAUUUUAGACCCACUCAGCCACUUAGUGACAGAGUCAUUAGAGCUGCAUUUCAGUAGCCAAAGAGAAUAGGAACAAGUCCAUCUUUGUCUGGGAGGAAGACAAUGGUCCUGUGGUGCCCUUGGAUGAGAAAUGGAAACUUUUGAGCAGCAGCUUCGGUUCAUCCUCAAAGCCUGCAUUGUUUGUCUUCAUCUAAUCCAACUUGAUGGACGUGUGUGACAGCUGCCAGUACACAUGCUCUAGUGAAAUAUUUGAAAUGGCCGUACCUUCAAAAGAAACCCCAUCUUGUAUAUCCUCAUCACUGCUGCUAGUAUUCAUAUUUUUGCACAUACUGUUUAUUGCUUAUGUGUAGAAGAAAUGAAACUAGUUUUCAGACUUGUUAGUAAUAUGAAUAUAUAUUGUAUAUUAAUAUUGAAACAGGAAAAAUACAUUUUCAGCGUUACCGGUCUUUCAUUUCCUGUCUCCAACAGAAAAUUCACUCAUUUGGAGGACAAUGUAAUUCUUGAUAAUAAAAUAGGAGUUGUGAUCAAGAACAGCAUACAGCUUCAAAAUGGAAUGUGAAGGAUUGGUAAAAAUCGUAUCUCAUGUUAUUUUUCAGCCCUCAUACGACAGUUAAUGUCAGGCUCGUUUGUUAUAGAAAACAAUUGGGGAGUUAAUGCAAGAACGUAAUACUCAUUUAUAUAACUUUCAUAGUUAAAAGAUUUAAUUGAACAUGUGGAUCUAAUUGUAUUUAUUUGAUGUAUUAGAAGCUGUGGUUUCUAGAGAUUUGAGAAAGGUGUAAGAAAUAGAAUAAAAAGAAAGUGGGUACGACAUACUGAGAAUAGUUUUAUUUUCCAUGAUAAAAACAUAAAUUUAAUAGUAUCCUAUGAUAAUUUAGUGUGGUGUAUUUUGUAAGAAUUUAAAAUAUUUUAUUCUAUGGAUUUCACUUCUUCAUAUAUUGAGAUGUUUCUUUCAAAGAUGAGCAACAAUGUCCUUAUUUUAAUUAAUUUUAAGUGCUACUGGAAAAUUUCAGCAUAUGCUUAGAUGUAGUUAGAUGUGACAGAGUGAGAUAAUUUAUGUAAGAGUGCCUGGCACAAAGCAAGUGCUUAAUAAAGGUUAUUUGUUGU
Messenger RNA from Equus quagga, 2176 nucleotides. RefSeq names its product carbonic anhydrase 8 (gene CA8). The transcript has 9 exons. Bases 257 to 1129 code for a protein of 290 amino acids. Gene Ontology annotation, molecular function: zinc ion binding; carbonate dehydratase activity. The record is from RefSeq and is a predicted model, not a curated record. NCBI's taxonomy places the organism in Eukaryota, Metazoa, Chordata, Mammalia, Perissodactyla, Equidae.